This is a messenger RNA of Polyodon spathula (Mississippi paddlefish), 6451 nucleotides long. RefSeq names its product tnfrsf1a-associated via death domain (gene tradd). The transcript is spliced from 6 exons. Gene Ontology annotation, cellular component: tumor necrosis factor receptor superfamily complex. The record is from RefSeq and is a predicted model, not a curated record. Gene Ontology annotation, molecular function: transmembrane receptor protein tyrosine kinase adaptor activity. The coding region runs from base 257 to 1219 and encodes 320 amino acids. Lineage: Eukaryota; Metazoa; Chordata; Actinopteri; Acipenseriformes; Polyodontidae. Gene Ontology annotation, biological process: extrinsic apoptotic signaling pathway; positive regulation of canonical NF-kappaB signal transduction.
GAUAACUUUUUAAAAACUGAUUUGUCGUUGUUCCUCAAAGUGUUCCUGUCGGCUAAAAUAUAUUUGCGAUUGGUUUCUUCGGUCACUGCCUCAAACCGAGAGCUCCAUUCAAUUUCUCAAGGUGUCUUGCAUAUAUUUAUUACACUUUUUUUUUUAAAUGAGUUGAUUUUGCAGUGGAUCAUGCAGCUUUAAAGAAGCCUAAAGUUUGAGCGCGGUUUGGACUUGGGCAACACGUAAUGCACAAGAGGCAGACAGUAUGGAGAAACUGACCUCAAGCAGCGGAUCUGGGGGGUGGACUGGUAGUGCUUUUCUCUUCCUUCAGUCGAACCUCCAACAGGUAGAUCUUCCAGUCUUGUACAAAAACCCGGAACAGAAAAUCAACGUUUUCAAAGCUCUUAAGCUAACACUAUCAGAUUCUGCGGGUGGCCUGGAUGGGUAUGAAAUUCUGAAAGUACACGACACAGACUCAGACCUGAUAAUCCAGAUCAAGUUCUCUGAUGAGAUGCACUGCAUGGCAUUUCUCGAGAGCUACGCCAGUGGAGGCCUGAAGCAGUGCUUAGGUCAGCACCUGAGGGCUGUGCUCUCCGUCACAGAGGAACUGGAGUUUGAUAUUAAACUCAAAGCUGGCAGAAAAACGCUGGACGAUUUUCUCAAAGAUCGAGAUCGCUGUCUGCGCUGCAUCAAGGAGGCCCAGCCUGAUCGGCUGAAGGAUGAUGAAGUAGCCCAGCUAGAGAAGGCUCUCCAGAGUUUGAUGCUGAAUGACAGGCAUCCCUCUGAAGCCAUGCACAAAGGGUCCUUCUCCUCCUCCUCCUCCUCCUCCUCCAAGCCUCUGUCCCCAGCCAUACCCCCAAACUCUAGAGAAGAAGGCUCUCUGCUCCCGAGCAACAGUUUCAAGUUCCAAGGGAGAGUUUACGAUGACAGGCGGCUGACCUCCUCGGAUCACCAGAAGUUUGCCUUUGAAAUCGGCAAGCAGUGGAAGAAGGUGGGCCGCUCUCUGCAGAAAGGAUGCAGAGCCCUGAAGGACCCUGCCAUCGAUAACCUGGCCUAUGAGUUCGACAGAGACGGCCUCUAUGAGCAGGCCUACCAGAUGCUCAACAAGUUCCGCCAGUCCGAGGGGAAGAAAGCCAAGCUGAGCAGGCUGAUUAGCGCCUUGGAGGAGAAUGGGCUGAUGGGAAUUGCAGAGAGGAUGCUGGAUAUUCAGCCUGCAGAGAGGCAGUGAGCUGAGAGCAGGAUGAACCCCCUCCUCUUAACUCUAGUUAUUUUUUUAUUACCUGUAAAUACAGAUCUGCAUACAUUUACAUUUGUCCUAAAGCAAGUUAGUCAACUGUGCCCUCCCACGGUGCAUGGGAUAUGAAAGACAAACCCGAGCUGGCUUUCAGCUACCUGCUUUGUCUUAUAUAGGUUAUGUUGGGAGUUCCAGCCGCAAUACAGCUAAGUACAAUCCUGUGCAGAUUGGGAAGCAUGCUGCACCUGAUCUUCCAACACCAUUCGAGCUGCUAAUAAUAAUAAUAGCUCACAGGCUCUGAGCUGAAGGAAUCUGACCACAAAGAUUUCAAAGGUGCAGCUCAGAGCACCUCAUUAUUCCAAGAAAGAAUGUGUGUUAGGAGUGAUAUUCCAGUAUACGACUGGUAAUCAUGUAUUCACUGCCAGACACUUCUUGCUCGCUGCAUUAGUGCUAUUUUUAAAUUAGACAGGCAGGUGUUUCAUUUUUAAUCCUCGUAUAAGUAUGCAUGAUUGUUUAUUUUUUUAUGGGAAAGGCUAAUGUAAUCUGUAAUCGCGGUGUAAUAAUUGAAUUAGCAGGCACUCCCUUGGCUUGGAGCCUUAAAUUAAACCACAAUUACAGCCAGUAAUGGCCCUGCAGAGCAGUAUAAGGAACAGCAGCGUCUGUCAGAACAUGCAGACAUGGGUUUGCAGUUUUUCUGUUCAGUGCUUCAAAGACUAACGUCGUCUUCAGGCUUAACCGCUAAUCGUGACUCUGUUUUCAUAAAGCUCUGGGUGGUUAUCCAGCUUCCCUGAAACCCUUCAGAAUCCUUUGCACUCGACAGAUUCACCAGCAUUCGAAAACAUUAGAAAAGCUUCUGGUAUGUCACUCCUCUGCCCUGUCUGCCCUUCGCACUGUUUCCACAGCUUGAGUGAAAUCGGUUUCUUCGUACAGGCUGACAAUCAAUGUUAGUUGCUGUUGUUUUGUUUAGUUUUUUUAAACAUGUGCAUAUAUCCAUCAUCAAGUAUACUUUUGUAUUGUUUUUGUAUCAUGAUUCAUGCUUAUUAUAACAGAAAUCAAUUCCCACUGUUUGGGAGUGCACAAGAUGACAAUUCUCAUAACAAUCAGAGACACCCUCAGCGUAUUAACUUAUGAAAUAUGUUGCCAUUACUGUAUAUAGCGCCUUUCCAGACCAGAUCCCCUCAAAGCAAUGAACACGUUUUAGCAGAGCAAGCAUGAUUGAUGAAAAAAAAAUGAAGAGUUUAACCCUUUCAGUUCUUUAUUGAGUUUACACGAGAACUGCACAAACAUUUUUGUAGAUAUAUUUUGUUAAAUGGGACUUCAGAAUUCUAAAUGGCGCUAAGAGCAUGAGGGUCCAUUGUCCUUGUUUGAGGACAGGCUCUACUUUGUAAUUUCUUACUGGCAUCUACACAUAUUGUUUAAAUUCUCUCUUUCCUAUAUGGUCAUGAUAACUUACUCUUACGUUGUUAAUGGCAAAAGUGAAGUCUAAAUGUAACGUAUCAAAUUCCAUACAGCUUGUGUUUUUAUGUUUGCAAAGGAAAAUGAAUGUGGUUCAUGGGUUAGUUUAACCCGGUAAGUGCUGUUGGUUUCUGCAGCGGCGUUGUAGUCUGGUGUGUAUGACAAGGCUUUGGAUCUUGUUUAUUUGUGCAUGUCGGCAUUCUUUUUAAAAGUUUUUUGUAAGGCAUAAUACUGACAAUGGGCAAAAAAUAAAUAAAGGCAGAUCGUUUAAAUGGUACCUUCUCAAAGUCAAUCUUUUUUUUUUUUUUUUUUACUUGUGGUUUGGUUUCAGGAAAUCCGACCUAUUUUCAGGGUUACCAGUGGAAGCUGUUUUGAUAAUCAUCCAACUGUUUUUUUUUCUUUUUUCUUAUGUUUAAUUCUUUCAUGCAUGAGAUAUUGAAAACAGAAAACCUAGUUUUGGACACAUAAUACAUAUAUAUUUCAUUGAAAAUGUUUUCAAUUUUUCAUUACUUUAUAUGGGAUUAUGUAAGAUCGUCAUGCAUUUGUGUCUCCAGCAUGACUCAUAUAAAGACUAGAAGAGAGGUUUCUGUAUCCGGUUCGUGAGUCAGCGCAGUUGUCUUGAUGUUUUCCGACUUGUAGCUGUUUUUCUUGAUGCGUUCUUGUGACUUGUAUCUUCCACUGUGUUCAAUACGUGCCUCUCUAUCAGGGUCUCACUCACAGGCAGAGGCUCCUAGUGAAAGCAGUUCUCUGGGUAGCUCACUUGGUAGAGCACUGGACUCUGAUUCCUAGGGUAAUUGGUUUAAAUCCCACAUGAGGCACGGGCAUUAAUCUCUUGUUCUGAAAAGAUAAUUGUUUAAUGUACCUUAUAGACCUAUAGGGUUUGGCUUUAAAUCCAAUUAUACAAUAAACCCAGAAAAUCACAACUUAUCCCCAGAUCCAUAUCACAAAAUGUAACAAUAUGUAAUAAUAUGCCAGCUUUAUUCUUGGUGCAGUGUGAUAAUUCAGUGAAAUGCUGUGCUGAUCUUCCUUGGGGGUCUGGGUUCAAAUCUAGCAAACCCAUUACUCUUAGUGGUUUGAGAGUAAUACAAAUCUAUACAAUAGAAUGACUUACUUGAGUUAUAGCCCAGCAAAUAUCAGGCGUUGCCAAAAACAUUUUUUUAUUUUUUUAUUAGCUUGCAGCACAAACUAUUUUUAUUAUUAAGAUCUGUUUCAAUAUCACAGUAAAUCUCUUUCAAUAGAAAUGAUUGCCCAACCAGGUACCUACUACAUUGUAUAAUAACAGGCCAACAGUUGAAGUACAGUUUCAUAGCAGAGGGUGCUGUUGAAGCUUUGUUUCAUAUAGUUUUAUUGACUACAAUGCACAUGGUCACCUGUGUUUAGAGUACCCACCUGUGUCUCUUCUGAUCCAGUCCAAGCCUGUGUUCCAACCACAGCUUUAAUUAGUCAAUUAGAUAGUCCUAACCAGACCUGGACUCAUUUACCAUUGCAAUUAUGCAAUAUGAAUGUUUCCAUGCGCUGAUAAAUUGAAAGGAAAGUGCAAGAUUAAAGCCCUUUGGUACUAGCUACAUGGAUUGCUAUGGGAUUUCUGUUAGUAUUUGCUGAACCAGUCUGUUGGUUGAACACAGUUAGGAUCAUUGCACUUUGUGAGAAUCAAAACCAAACCAGAAUGUAAUCGCUGGUCCAAAAUAGCUCUUGUUGGUUGAGGACACAUUUACCUCUUUUGAAAUGUAUAUACAAGUUGAGUUGACUGCACUAAAUGUUAAAUUAAUAAUGCAUGUUGACAAAAGAAUACUCUUGCAGUCUCCAGAAAUUGAAAAAUCACAAGGAGUUUCUUAUUUUAUCCUUAAAAAAAAAAAAAAAAAAAAUCUUUCAGGUUAGUCUCCCCUGCCAACUUACAGCUUUCAAAACCUUUGAGCACAUACAUGUCCAUUAAGAUAACCAACACAAGAGAAUCAAAAGAGAAGGGGUUUCACUGUGAACUCAACAUGACCACACUACUGGCCCAACACUACAGAAUCAAAACAGAAGAGGUUUCACUAUGAACUUGAAACUUAAAAUGUAAAAUAUCUCCAAAAUAUAUCAUAAUCAGCCGUUUAUUAAUGAUGAUGCUAUCAGCUAUCGUUCUGCGUUUAUAGUAAAUUAACAUAAAAUAGAACGCACGACAGGGUGUUAGAAAAGGUUUUGUUAAAUCUUAUUAGAUGACUUACAAAUAUGAUAAUAGUACUGCUUCUGAAGCCCCAGGGACGAGGCUGUAUAGAAUAAUACAUGGGUGGAUCAAUGUGAAAGGGGAUCUGUUCAUUCGAUUGUAACGGGUGCCAUGAUAUAAAUACCACAUAGCAGUUUGAUCCACGCUUCGUUUUACCAUGACUUUAACAAGACACCCCUGAGCUUGUUACCUAUACACUGGGGUUCGUCAAGCUCGUAGCAAAACCUGGAAUGGGUGAAACUGCUAUGAAAUGGGAGUCUUGUUUCCAUCUCAUCAUUCAAACAGGUCCCUUGCUGGCGUUUUGCAAGCGUGUAAAGACAAUACACAAAAUAGGUAAUAUAUAUUUAUAUGCACUGGUAAAUAUGUUGUUUUUUAUAUCCUUGGUACACAGAAAGUCGUUUCUCAAUGAUCUGAACAGCAGCAGUGCUUAAAUCUGUUAAUUAAAAAGACACCCAGGUGGACCCCCCUCCCCCUGUUGUCAGCUGACAUGGAAACCAUGAUGCUGAUCAUACACUAAUCCAAUCUACAGGAGCUGCCAAGAAAAUGACUAAAAGUCUGAAAAGCAAACUUGGGGAAACCAUGGGUACAGACAAACAUUCUCUUUAUUGAGCAUCACAUGAAUUUUUCCAUUGUAGAGAAAGACCGGCAGUGCCUAGAAUGUAUAGCAAAAAAAACCACUGAUUGGUAAAAGAAAGCUUACAAACGUACGGCUCUCAUCAGCCACUGGGUUCAUUUGUUGUAUUUUUUAUUGUUUCAUUUUCAUUUUUUAUUAUUAUUUUUCUUUGUUUUUACAGCGGUGAUUGAUAAUAAUGUAAGCAAUUUAUUAUUAUGAUUAUUAUUAUUAUUAUUUAUUAUUAUUAUUAUUAUUAUUUUUUAAGUGAAAAGAUCAAAGUUAUAAUCAAAGUAGAAAGGACAAAGAAUGAAGUCAUGAAAACUGGUUUUAAUUGUAAACACUACAUUCGAUUGGUUUUGCAGCACAAACAUCCCACAUGAGAGAAACACCAUUCACUAAGAGAGAGAAAAGCAGCACAAAAAAGCAUUCACUGAAAAGAGAGAGUGAGAGAGCGUGAGAGAGCGUGAGAGAGAGUGAGAGGAAGUGAGAGUGAGAGAGAGUAUCAGAGCAAAAAGUCUAAAAGAGAAACAUCUUGUUUUCAAUCUACUGGCCAGUGAGGGCUGUGCUUUUUCUAUGCAGACCUGGAGGGGUGAACAAGUCGAUUUGGAUUACAGUUAGAGACUAAGAGAAAGCGCAUGAACCAUGUUAACUGUACAGCCAGACUGCCUGUGAUCCACAUUGCUCUGAAAACAGACUCCAGUGCAGUAAAGACGCUUGCAGAUGCAGGGCAAUCAGGCAGGAAAGGAACCAGUGCAGUGCAUUUACAUCAAUAUCGGUCACUAAGAACUGUGUAAUGCCUCUUAGAGCCGUUGCAAAAAAAAAUUAAAUAAAACAUUUUAAAAAAAGGGGGGGGGGGGGGGAAUCUACAGCACGAGAAAUAGUCAUUUUUCAAAGUAUUAUUAUUAUCAUCAUUAUUUUUUUACCUUCUACUUGGCUAGAACCUGACCUACAG